GAGCAUGAUAGAUGAAGCCAAUGCUUUGAUUAUUCGAGUUCUUAGUACUACUAGUACUAUGAAAUUAUUAUAGGCACCAUAGACAUCAAACUCAAAAUGGGCCGAACAACGAAGGAUAAGCGCGAUAUUUAUUACCGGCUCGCGAAAGAGCAGGGUCUUCGAGCGCGGUCAGCGUUCAAACUGUUGCAGGUAAACGAUGCUGUGCAGUUGUUUGAAACUGCAGAAUCAACUCCAGAUCAGCACAGAGAAGGCGUGACGAGGUUGAUGGAGGAAGAUAGAGAAAUUGUCGAUCUCUCAGACGCAACGAGUCGGACGAGAUCGAGAUUAGAAGCCGAAGAUAGAGAAAUUGUCGAUGUCUCAGACGCAACGAGAAGUUUUGCGACCGCCACGAGAGGACUCAUCUCUUCUUUUUCUUCCGCUAGCGGCAUUUUAUCCCAACACGGUGGACCCAAGAAUACGACGACAGCAACACGACCCCGACCCUCAUCAACAACCCUCAACAACAGCAGCUCUUCUUCGAAAAAGAACACGACGACUGUAGUCGUCGACCUCUGUGCUGCGCCUGGUAGUUGGACGCAGGUUCUGGGGAAACAUUUUGACCAUGUUGUGGCUGUCGAUCUACAGCCGAUGAACCUAGAACAGAUAGCGCCAAGACAAAACGUAUCGUAUGUGUACGGAGAUAUCACCGCACCAGAGACGCACUUGGAGAUCUUACGGAAAUGCUAUACAUCAAGGCAAAGUCGAUCAAAACCCAAGGGAGUGGAAAACUCCUUUGCUACAGGUUGUGCUGACGGAGGUUGUGCUGAUCAUGUUGAGGGAUCGAGUUCUACUAGUUCUAGUUCGUCAUCGACUUCUUCUAGUAGUCCUAUUUUUUUACCGAGUACUAAAGUAUCGAGCAACGUUGAUCCUCUACUCGCGGACUUGGUCGUUAUGGAUGGCGCGCCCGACGUGAGUUUGAUCCACGACUUUGACGAGUAUAUCCAGCACUUGCUGAUUGGUUCGAGCUUGAAAGUAUGCCGGAGAAUCCUGAGGCCUGGGGGAAAUUUCAUCGCAAAGUUGUUUAGAGGACCCCAGACGGAGAAGGAGGUUUUGAGUGUGAUGCGGAAGAUGUUUGGAAACGUCUACGUCUGUAAACCACGCGCCAGCCGGGUCAGCUCACCAGAAUGCUUUGUUGUGGGGAAAGGGUUCUUUGGAACUGGACCUGGAGGUUCUUCAUGGACUUCGAUAUUAUCUUCGAAUCUUGAUGCUGGUACCAAUGGUGAUAGUAGAAGUUCUGCAGUAGAUUCGGAAGAUGAGUCUUCGGAACAGGAGUCUUCUGAAGUGUUGAUCUUUGAAGGGGAUCUGGAUCAGAAUGGUAGAAGUACUGGAGGUGGAGAUAAUGAAACCUCCCAAGACGUACCCGCACGACCAGCACGGCCUCAAGAAGGACCUUCACAUUCUACAGCUUCAUUAUGUCAUUUCCUCCAGUGUGGAGCCCGCGAUGCGCCAGACAGCGAUAGAACUUAUGCUCUUGAAGAAGGUCACGUUUUCAUUGAUCCAGUGCAGCGACCGCUGAAAGCUUUUUAUGAGGAGGCUUUGGCAAGAAAACGAGACCCAAAAGCUGUGAAACAGGGUGGGGGCUGAACAUGAAGGAUGAUAAACAAGAACUUUAUAUAUCCCUAUUUACUUCUUGUACUCGCAAGUAGAUGAACUAGCGGACAAGAACCCAAAACCAAGAAGAUCUCUCCGACUCAAACCUAGCGACCAUGAUCUUACCACAUGUGAUGAGUAACAGCACCGAACACAUCGGGAAAACGACAUAGCAGGCUUUUUCGAAGUCUAAAAUUGAC
This is a messenger RNA of Amoebophrya sp. A25, 1829 nucleotides long. Lineage: Eukaryota; Dinophyceae; Syndiniales; Amoebophryaceae. The record is from the annotation of a GenBank genome assembly.